Aspergillus alliaceus is the source of this 2415-nucleotide messenger RNA. RefSeq names its product putative RNA binding protein (Arp). NCBI's taxonomy places the organism in Eukaryota, Fungi, Ascomycota, Eurotiomycetes, Eurotiales, Aspergillaceae. The record is from RefSeq and is a predicted model, not a curated record. Bases 418 to 2262 code for a protein of 614 amino acids. Gene Ontology annotation, molecular function: 3'-5'-RNA exonuclease activity; RNA binding. The transcript has 4 exons.
AUAAUAUAUAGUCGUAUACUCUAAACUGAUCUACUGACUGUUCUCGAAAUUUUUUUUUUUUGGUUUCUCUUAUAAUAAACCCCGUGAUUGAAUAUUUUUUUUUUUCGAAUUUCCCCUCAAACCCCCCGAAACAUUUCUUUUUUAAUCUCGACGCUCCACCAUCAUCUCUUCUCUCUUACUGACUCCCAUCCUGGACUGGGCCAACAAGUCUUCUUUCUUCCCUCCUUUCUCCCUCCUCCCUCCCUCCUUUUUACCUCCCCUCCCCUUCCCCGUGAUUCUUUUCGAUUCACGACGGUCUCUGUUCGGUCGUUCUGUGUCUCCGCUCUGAGACACUAUUUUCCGUCCCGUUGUCCCUUUUCCUUUUUGGCGUGAGAAGAGAAAGAGUACACUUAACCCAGUGCAACUCAAUCCUGAGCGAUGGCAACUGUUUCAGCUCCCACCCCUAAGCUGGAUCGCUAUAUUGUCAUCCACGUCGCAACCACCUGCGAUGAACAUGGCGUCUACGUCACUAAGGAUUCAGCAGAGGUGAUUGAAUUGGGGUGGAUUCUGUUGGAUACCAAAACCUGUGAGGAGUUGCACCGUGAGAGUGUGCUCGUCAAGCCCGUCAACACUCCUAUCACGCCGCUUUGCACGAGCCUGACAACUCUGACAUGGGAGCACGUCCGCUCGGCAGGUACCUUCCGCGAUGCUAUCAACCGCUUCGACGCUUUCGCCCAGGAACACCUUCUCAGCAAGAAUUUGGAGUUUGCUUUCGUGACGUUGGAUUCGUGGGACCUUCGUGUACAGCUACCCCGUGAAGCUCGAGAUAAGGCGGUCGUUCUUCCCCCAUAUCUCCAGCACUCCCGGACCUUCGAUCUUCGUACCGAGUAUCAGAGAUGGCAGACUCAUCACCCCGAGUCUCUACCCUUCGGCCCCAGCUCCCUCUCCAACAUCUGUGCCGCUCUCGAAGUCGAACCCGUUCAAACCUCCGCCCCGAUUAAACACAACCUCCCCUUCCACUUGCAGGCUUUGGCCCCCGCAUCGCCACGACGGGCCAUGGAAGAAGCUAUCACGUUGGCUCGCGUCCUCCGCGGCCUGAUUCGCAAGUCUCAACCCCCACACGAGCACCCUGAGAUCUUGACCCGCCCCAUGGAUGCCAGAGCGGAUGUUCGUGCCUUCCUGGCCGAGCGGAGCAAGGUGCUUCAUUUGAGCGGUCUUCCCCAUGACACGACCCAGUCGGAACUCGAGAGCUGGUUUACUCAGUUUGGUGGCCGUCCGAUCGCCUUCUGGACCCUUCGGACUCCGGAUCAGCACAAGCCUACUGGCACUGGUUUUGCUGUCUUCUCAUCCCAUGAAGAGGCUGCGGAAAGCCUCUGCAUGAAUGGCCGUGCUCUCAACGAGAAGGCCAUUGAGGUCUCCCCUUCCUCUAGCCGUGUACUCGACCGUGCAGCAGAGAUCUUGACCCCGUUCCCUCCCUCGAAGAACCGUCCCCGCCCCGGUGACUGGACCUGCCCGUCAUGCGGAUUCUCCAACUUCCAGCGCCGUACCGCUUGUUUCCGCUGCUCUUUCCCCGCCAUGGCUGCCGCCCCGGAUCCGAUGGGCUACGGCGCCUUUGGCUACGGCCCGCCAUCCAUGAUGCCCCCUCACAUGGGUCACGGUCACGGCAUGGGCCAUUCCCGAGGUAUGGGCGGCGGUAACGGUGGUGUGGUUCCCUUCCGUGCCGGAGACUGGAAGUGCGGCUCUGAAGGUUGUGGUUACCACAACUUUGCCAAGAACAUCAACUGCUUGCGCUGUGGCGCUCCCCGCUCGGGAGCUGCGGUGGUUGCGGACUCCGCUUUCCCAUCUCCCAUGGACCCUCCCUCAGGCUUCGGAAUGGGCCCUAAUUCCAUGGCCAGCACCCCUGCUCCCGGCCCCUUUACCUCGACAGCGGGUGGCUUUGGAGGAUUCAGCCAGCAAUUUGGAGCGCCCCCGAACAACUACGCUCUGCCCUCCGCAUUGGGCAGUGGCCCUGGAGGAUAUCCUCCCAUGGGUCAGAUGAACGCCGGCUACGGUUCGACAAAUACGUCUCACUCCGCCGCUUCGUUUGCCAACCCUGCCACGCAGGCCGCUUUUACCGGAGCCGACCACGCGACCUCCACGAGCGCUUCUAACGGCGCCUUCUACGGGGCGGACGGAUCCAACGAUCCGUUUGCCUUCCUGUCCACCGGAUUGGGUGGCCUGUCGGUUGGGGAUGAUGGCCACUCCCGCCGCAACGGUGCCGGUGCCAGCAAGUCCCCUGCAUAAAGCCGCAGCGGUGCAUUGCUAGGGCGGGGUGGUUGUACUAUUUACCUUUUUCUGUGACAGAACCCACCCAUUUGUGUUUGUGAAUAUGGUCAUCUAGAUUGUUGGUAUAUGUGACGGUUGAUACUCGUUGAUGCGCGUUUGUAUAGGGAAUUC